AUGGGACUCAACAAAGCUCCCCAAGCAUGCGAGAUAUGCCGCUCGCUCAAGGUCCGCUGUCUGCCUAGCUCACAGCCUGAUACGUGCCUGAAAUGUGCUAGGUCCAAAAAGCCCUGUGUAUUUGUGGAGCGACCCCCUCGGCAACGGCAAGCCAAGCCCAAACAUGGUUCCAAGGCCCGAAUUUGUGCACUGGAGUCAAAAGUCGAUGACCUGAUUGCAUUAGCAAGUCAAUCUCAGCUACCCAAGCAACAAAACUUCCCACAAGGAAUAGCAGAAUCCUCGGAGCUUGAAUUACCCACCUCUUCUUCGUCAUCUUCUCGCGGGGAGCAAGAAUCUACGCGCAACGACCAGAAGACCUAUACGGGCUCAAAUGUCCUGACCGGAUCCUUUGAUGAUUGGUCUGGCCAUUCCAAACUAAAUGAAUCUUUUUGCACCGAACUACUGCGUGAGUGCGGUCUCUCUUUGAAUGCCGCCGAGCGAUAUGUGAGACAAUUCCACACAAUGACAUCUUACUUCCCAUUUGUCGUGCUUCCCAUCGAUGCUACUGUGUCGAUCUUAUGUACAGAGCGACCUUUUGCCCUCGUGGCGGCAUUGACGGCAGCAGCUUCCGAAGAUAGGAAAUUACAGAAGUCACUUGGGGACAAAUUUAGAAUCCACGCUCUCCACGCUAUCAUGAUUGACAAUGAAAGGAGCUUAGAUCUUCUGAACGGGAUCCUUAUCUAUUUGGCCUGGUAUCAGUUCCAUUACGUUCCCAGCAAGGAGCAGUUCAACCAAUUACUACACGUUGCAAUUGCAAUGGUUGGUGACUUGGGCUUGAACCUCAGGCCUGCAGAAGCAAUGAAGAAGGCAGCGCUUCGACUGACCCACUAUCGCAAAUAUCGUAAUCCUACAGCGGAUCACGAUGAGUUUUUCAGUCGUGAGGCCCGUCGAGCAUACUUAGGAUGCUUCUACAUCUCUAGCGUCACCUGCUGGGCUACAAUGAAGACAAACAACCUCCAGUUUCAAAACUAUAUGGUUGAAUGUGCGACCUCAUUGGGUGAGGAACUAGAGCAUCCAACAGACGCAAUUCUUUUACCGCUCAUCCAGCUUCAAAACAUGGCGGAGCUGAAUCAUCAAAGUAUCACGGCUGAUGGUGGCACACCACUUGACUACAUGGGCGGACUCGACCUAGAAACUAAGGUUCGAUUGUUUCAGGAUGAACUUUCAAAAUGGAAGCAAUCACUUCCACUCGCAAGUCAACAACCAAACGUCAAAGAAGUUCUACAUCUUGCAUGCGAGCUUGCAGCAAUGCAUGUCUUCGAGAUGGGUAUCGUCAUGAUGGCUACCGUGAAGAUGAGACAAAUGGCAGGCUACGCAGAGCCAACAAUCUCACCCUCCAAGUCUCAAGUCCAUUUGGAAGUCCUAUUUCUCUGUCUGAAAUCAGCCGGGAACUUUGCUGGGACUCUUCUCACCAUUCCUCCACACGAAUUGACCAACAUAUCUUACAUCCAGUGGUCGGGUCUGAUAUACGCCAUCACUAUCAUUUACAGACUGACUGUCGGCAUUCCUCAUCUUCCUGACUGGGAUGUCAGAGUUGCACGAAAAACCAUUGACCUUGAAGCCAUCUUAAUUGGACAUUCCUGUCGCUUCGGCCAUUAUUCGGUUUGCACCCAAAAAAUACCGGGGGAUGAAUACCUAUUCUCGAUGAUGAGUCCCAUAAUUGAGGACGUUUUGAUGUCAUACGAGAGACUAAGGCAGCUGCCACAGAAGGAUAGUGCAGAUGAUACUCGCCAAGUUCAUGCCACAAGCUAUCUGUCCUCUUCACUUGGAUCCCAGAACAUGUGCCCCAUGCUCUCAUCUCGAGGUCCAAAUCGGUUAACAUGA
This is a messenger RNA of Penicillium salamii, 1863 nucleotides long. The record is from the annotation of a GenBank genome assembly. NCBI's taxonomy places the organism in Eukaryota, Fungi, Ascomycota, Eurotiomycetes, Eurotiales, Aspergillaceae.